AUGUCUGUCCUUCGCAGCAGCCGGACUGCCUCUGUGCAAGUCCGCGGAUUCACAACUUCUUCCAACCUCCGUGUCGGACCUGAGUCCCCUCAAUUCAUCGAUGUGCCGAAGAUUGUCCAGCCUGGCAACCCCAUCCGACCUCAUGUGAAGGGUACACUCCCCGUGCCUCGCGAGAUCUUCCCAGUCCGCCGAACCGACAAGCCCAAGAAAGAAUACAUCGAUGCCGCAACACCCACCCCCAAGACAGAACGCACUGUCAGCCCGACAAGUAGCGACCCGGAAAAGCAGGAAUGGAAGUUCCAUAUGGCAGAAUUGCGGCGACAGAACUUGCGAGAAGGUCUCACGAGCUUGUAUCAGCGCAAACAAAAGGCGGAUUCCAAGAUGAUCUCCCGCAGUCUUGAGAACCAGAGACGGCGAGACCAGAUCCUUCAACAACCCAUUCGUGAGGAUGAACGUCUCACUCGGCCAUCAGUGAUUCAAGAAAUGCAGCCUCGGAAGCAAGGCAUCAUUCCUGACCCCAACCGGGAGGAGCGCCUCGCGCUCUCCAAGGCUCGCUUGGAGGCCAAGCAGGCACAGAAGGAGGCAGAGCGCCAGGAGCACCUACACUCCUUGUACAUGAAUGCUCGCACUUUUAUCACGACGGAGGAGCAGCUUGCUGCAGAAAUCGACCGGGUAUUCCCCGAGGGCGAGAACGUGGCAUGGCGCAACGACCAUCAGCCCGGUGAAAACAUCUGGAACCUGGGUAACCCUCCAACUGUGAACAGUCUUGCCGGAAAGGCUCGCAAGAGCAGCGAGGCCAUGCGCUGGGAUAUCGUCCAGGAACGGGUUAAGAAGCUCGGAGAGGAGAUCACCGGUGGUAAGAUUUGA
This is a messenger RNA of Penicillium canescens, 867 nucleotides long. RefSeq lists its product as uncharacterized. The transcript has a single exon. Bases 1 to 867 code for a protein of 288 amino acids. NCBI's taxonomy places the organism in Eukaryota, Fungi, Ascomycota, Eurotiomycetes, Eurotiales, Aspergillaceae. The record is from RefSeq and is a predicted model, not a curated record.